CCUGUGCCAAGUCUGGAGCUAUUGUUUAUAUUAUGGUGCAAUAUCUUCCUCUGGAGUUGACAGCAGAGGCCUGAGUGCUUCUCGACUCCUCGUCAUCUCUCCUCUUCUCGCUGCUAUUGGCCCAGCUGCCUGUCUUCACGUCUGCCUCUCCGGUGCCUCAUCGGCGACCCAGCGACAUGGACAAGCUGUCCAACCAGACCAAAAACCUCAUGAAGCUCACGCAAGAACUGCUGAGGGAGCAUGCCUUCGACUCUGACGUGGAGCCUCACAGGUUCAGAACCCUGCCAGAAAUGAGCAACAGAUCUGCCAAUGAUCUCAACAACCUUGAGCUGAAGCCCACACUCUCUCAACUCCAUGCAGACCUGAAGCUGUACGAGCACCACUUUGAGUGGCUCAACAGGGUGUCCAAGAAGCACCAUCAUCCCGCCUUGCCCAAGCUGGCAGAGGUGAUCAAGGAAAUGAAGUCGCUCAUCAAUCUUCUGCACCGUCAGAUGCAGAGAGUUGAUGCACCGAAACUGACCCCCGCCACCCCCUCCCUGCCCCCGCACCUCCCUUACCAGUUUGAUGUUCUGCAGUCCAGCCAGGAGCUCCUCCACCACUUCAAGCUUUUCUGCGAUUGGGCAUACAGAGCAUUUAUCAGCCUCAAGCCCAAAGUUUCCACAACCCAAUGAGAAUUUUUCAUAGCGAGAAUGCACAGAGUCCCACCUCGGGCAACAAUGGGGAAUGGGGACCUUGCCCGUGUGCAUUGUAGUCAAAGGCAUCCAAAAAGGCCCCAAUAAUCAACUAAUGGCAUGUGCAGAGAUUCGGGACUUUCCACCAGAGCCAAAGAGGAUUCGUUAUAAUGCAACUACAAUAACCAUCUGCCAGUGUAACUACGGUGAUCAUUACUUCUUGAACUAUUUCCGAGUUCAUGACCAUGUUAUUUAUGUAUUUAUUUAUUUAUUGACUGUUAGUAAUUUAUUUAAUGUUAUUUAUUUGAAGUCGUCACGUGUCACUUCGCAUCUUCGUUUCUUUAUUGACGUGAAUUUAUUUGACCACAUACUUACUGAUUUCUUGUGUCUCACUGAUCUCCAAGGUAGCACUUCCUGAUCAUUUUCUUUCAACUAAUUAGUUCCUACUUGUGUAUUUUUGCUCAUCGGCCUUUAUUCCAGUAGAUGUGGCCUGGAUUUGAGAUAGUCAAGGUUUUUUCGCACGGCAGCGUGGAAACACUUUUUAAAAAAUAAAUCAAUGAAAACAAAAAUCUGACAUGCCAGUUAAAUCAUGUCAAGCAAUCUGUAAGAGUCAAAAUGGAGGUCGAAGACGAGUGAAUGCUUUUUAGUACCAGAGUCAGAGUAUCUAUUUUUGUAAUGCCUGUUUCUCACGCUUUGCAUGAGGAGACAUCUCUAUUGUGGUAAAGUUGUUUGAGUGGGCCCUUUUGAUGAGCACUGAUGGACCUGAUUAG
This is a messenger RNA of Syngnathoides biaculeatus (alligator pipefish), 1441 nucleotides long. RefSeq names its product interleukin 11a (gene il11a). Bases 177 to 671 code for a protein of 164 amino acids. Gene Ontology annotation, molecular function: growth factor activity; cytokine activity. Gene Ontology annotation, biological process: positive regulation of MAPK cascade; positive regulation of cell population proliferation. The transcript is spliced from 5 exons. The record is from RefSeq and is a predicted model, not a curated record. Gene Ontology annotation, cellular component: cytoplasm. NCBI's taxonomy places the organism in Eukaryota, Metazoa, Chordata, Actinopteri, Syngnathiformes, Syngnathidae.